CCUAUUUGGCUAUUUCCCCUCGCAACCACCUCUCUUCUCCCCAAACCCUAAUCUUCCCUCUCCCUCCCCACCUCCACAUCGAACCCAUCGGAUCGUUCGGCGGCGAUGGACGGGAAGGAGGAGGGCCGGAUCUUCGUGGGCGGCUUGUCGUGGCAGACGGACGAGCGCAAGCUCCAAGAAGCCUUUGACCGCUUCGGCAAGGUCGUCGACGCGCAGGUACCCGUAGUCCCCCGCUCGUAUCUGUUAGCGCCUCAUGCCCCGGCAAGUUUUGCUGGAUCCGUUAGUUUGGUGUAGUCCACGGCGCGAUUUUGGACGGUUUUAUGCUUCGAUAAAGGGACGGUGCGUGUCGUGGUGCAGGGUGGAAAGGUGGAUCUGUGGAUUGCUCUUGUGUGUGGUCCAACGGGAAUCUGCUUUGCGUAUGAAGUAUGGUUGUGUUUUCUAGCUUUUAUACCUCUCGCGCAAAUAGGUGAAAGAAAAAAAAAUCUUUAGUUAGAGGUAACCAAAUCCUUUGGCUUCCAGAACCAAAUUAAAAUGAUGACUACCGGGCCUUCUUGCUAUGAUGGGCUAAAGAUUUCAGUACCAUAUACGGCACAAUAGGAAUGCAGAUACAUGCAUUUUAACUUCUCAAAGGAUCCUUCGUUAUUUUUCAAUGUUGAAUGCUUUCUCUCAGUAAUUUAACUCACUGCUCUUGUUUUGUCUAUCUUUCUUUGUGUCCGGGGUCUGUUCUCCGUUCUUUGUUUGCUGAGGCUGAAUGAGCUGGCAGAUUUCCAGAGCUGGAUUGCACAGUGAUACAUGUUGCUUUCCCAAGCUGAAAUGUGAUCGUGUUCGUUACAGUUAGAUGCCUGAAUUGAGCACCUCUAUCCCUGUUGAAUAAGGGGGGAACAGCCAUUGGUCCUACUUUUGCUAGUCUUCUGCUAUUCCUUAGUUCAGUUUGGUGGUCUGAUGAAAAUGGGACGUUACUGCCAAUUAAUUGAAACAGUUGGACAAGCAUAACUGCCCUACCCUGGUUCUAUAGUUUGUUGUCUGCAGUCCUUGUGAUUUUUGAAAUUCUACUCCUCCAGCACAAGAGCUGUGUACACCUGUGGAGAGCAAGCAACAGGGCCCAUGUCCAUGAUACAGGAGGUGGCCCAUUGCUCUACAGUGAAAAGAUUAAAACAAAGUACAGCUGUAUCGGGUUGAACCGAGUUGAUUGGCUUAUAAGAAGCAACAGAAAUCAUCUGGUUGAUAUAAGUGUCUGCUUGUGUCUAUGGCCACGUUUUCAGUUGGGUUCAUUGGCAUGCUUGCAAACAGAGAUCAUGAUCACAGUUGACUUGUUUUGAUUUUUAUCUAUAUGACCUGAAUGCAUAGUUCUUUACAUCUUGUUACCUUUCUCAGCAUUAUGUGAACUAGCGACAAGCUUGAUCUUUCCCCGUCCAGUAUUUGUUAGAACUAGAUAAAGUCUUUCUGCUAUGAUUUACAGCUGCAAUUCUUUGUGGACACGCUUAGUUCAUUGCAUAGUUAAAAGCUCCAGCAAAAUUUGGUUUUCCACUUUUUUAUUUAUUAAAACUCAAGCAACUCCUUUCUUAAGGACACUUUGCUCCAAUGUUUCUUUAUUGUAUAAUCCAUUUUUUAUUAAUACUAUUGCUGCUUGCCUGGCGCAGUGGUAGAGCUUUCCACUUGUGGCCUGGCAGCCUGGGUUCGAACCAGCCUCCUUGCACUGCAAGGGUAAGACUGCUAGAUAACACCCGUGGCCCUUCCCCAGACCCCACAUAAUGUGGGAGCACUCGCACUGGGUACGCCCUUUACUAUUGCUGCUUGCCUGCUUGAUUUGGUAAAUGCUUCCAUUGAUGGAAGUCAGAAUUCGUUGAAAGUCCAGAUUUGCAUAUCGGUGCAUUGGGCAGUAUUCAAUGAUCAUGCAUGGACAUUUGAAAGAAUACUGCUGGAACAGAAAAUUGAUGCUAGCCUCACCAGUGCGGACCUUUGAUUCAUUGUCUCUGUGUGACAUUGCUUUCAGCCACCUCCAUACAUUGUUUUGCAGCAUUGGGAAGAGAACAGAUUUAUUUAACAUACCAGUUAGCCAGCAGCUCAGAGUUUCACUGUUGUUUUCAUGGAAAAUUGGAAAUGGAAGUUGCUUGCCUCUCUAGGUUUUCAGCAUUGGUUUAGAUGACCUGGUAUGUAAACUAGAAGUAUAUAUGGCUGUGGCAUAUCUGCCAGAUUUCUUGACACCAGAAUAUGCUGAAAUUAUUGAGAAGUUAGUUCAUGUGGGUAGCUGUAAAAUCGGUGCCUGGUUGGAAAUAGUUCACUUUGCCAGAACAUGGUGCCCAGAGACUAUGACUUUGCUCCUUGUCCUGAUAAUGAGCUUUGCUGUUAUGGGAAUAGACUUUUUGAUCAAGAUAGUUACAGCUAGAUGCAUUUGUGUCAGGAUUAUGAUUGUUCUUGAAUCACAGAAAUCCAGGAAUAACCUAAUCUCAGUGCUUCUCUCUCUCCCAAGAUCAUGCUGGAGAGGCACACUAACCGCCACAGGGGCUUUGGCUUUGUGACAUUUGAAGAUCGGCGGGCAGUUGACUGCGCUAUCAAAGAGAUGCAUGGCCAAGAGUUAGAUGGUCGGAAAAUUUCAGUGAACAAGGCUGAGCCUAAGAUGAACACAGAUGACACAAGAUAUGACAAUGGUGGUGGACGAGGAGAGUAUCGUGGUGGUAGAGGUGAUGGUCCACCCCCUGGUAAUUGCUUUGAGUGUGGUCGUCCUGGACAUUGGGUUCGUGAUUGCCCUAGUGCUGGUGGUGGUCGUUCUGGCAGAUUCUCUUCUAAGUUUAGUGGUGGCAGGGGAGACCGUUUCUCUGGGUCAGACAGGUUUGGCGAUCGUUACAUGGAUGAUCGUUAUGAUGGUGGUCGUUAUGGGUACCGUGACCAAGUUGACACAAGAGACAGGUAUGCCGGGGGCCGUGAUCGUUAUGCCAAUGAUCGCUACCCCUCUGGUGGUGAUCACUUUGGUGCAGAAAGGUAUGGAGGUGGCCCAGAUCGUUAUGCACCAAGUGGUUAUGGUAGGGAGCGAGAAAGAAGCUAUGAGAGGGAUGGAGUUCGUGGUGGUGGUGGUGGCGGCGGCGGCGGCUACGAUAGGAGUGCCCCAAGGGGUGGUGGUGGAAGCUAUGAUAGGGAUGGCCUGAGGGGUGGCAUGGGUGGUGGCUAUGACAGGGAUGGUCCACGUGGUGGUGUCGCUGAUCGUUACGGCGGUGGAGGACCUGCACGCUAUGAUGGAGGAAGUUACAGGGAGAGGCCUGGGCCUUAUGAUCGCCCCAGCAGGGGAGGACGUUUUGAUGAUCGCUACUGAUGAUCGCCCCAGCAGACUCAAGCUCUUGAUGUUGCAGUUUCGUGUACCUGAAUGCUUAAUGUAUCUCUCCUUGGCACUUUUUUUUGUCUAAUUCUGUACUUCAACCGAUACUGACUGAUGUUGCCUUCUUUGAUAAGUUUAUCUGGUAGACUGUUUUUGCUUGCUGAGAUCAUAAAUCUUGCCCUGAGCUAUUACCUCAUGUUUCAGUUGUUUAUGGAGUGCAGUUGUAGGGAGUUGAGGUUCACAGUGAUUGCUGUCAUUGCUGAUCUGAGUAUCUGGUAUGCAAGGAUGAUAUUUUCAGAGAUUGCUUGGCACUGUUGGUCUGAAUAGCCGGUUUGCAUGGAUUGUAUGUUAAGUGAUGCUUGUCACUGUUGUUCGUACAUGGUUGUUUGCGGGGAUAUAUUUGCAGUGGUCUCUUGUCAUUGUUAGUCUGAAACUCUGAAUAUCUGCAAUGCAAGGACUACUGAACACCUGUCAACAUGGGUCUCCUGUCAUUGUCAGUCGGAAUAUCUGCAAUGCAAGGAUUAUAACAGAACAGUUGUUAAGUAUCCCUACGGUGGAAAUAGCUGAAAGCAAUUCGAAGUGCCAAAGUUUUCUGUUGCUUUUGUUACCAGUCCUGAAAACCGCUGUGUAGAAAAGCACCGAGCCAGGCCAUUUUGAGUGGGCAUCUUCUACUUGCUAGGUAGAGUGGUGUCUGUGAUGUCUUUGUAUAGCAAACCAAUACAAUAGGUAGCAUCGUUCCUUUAUUUCGUUUUCAUGUCAUGGUUUGCCGGUGAUGGCUUUUGUACAUAACCCUAAUAAUAUCUAUAAAUCGAUUCGAAUAUCUUGU
Messenger RNA from Panicum virgatum (switchgrass), 4136 nucleotides. Its product is annotated as glycine-rich RNA-binding protein RZ1C-like. The record is from RefSeq and is a predicted model, not a curated record. The transcript has 2 exons. Bases 2474 to 3307 code for a protein of 277 amino acids. Gene Ontology annotation, molecular function: zinc ion binding; RNA binding. NCBI's taxonomy places the organism in Eukaryota, Viridiplantae, Streptophyta, Magnoliopsida, Poales, Poaceae.